Molecule: messenger RNA, 627 nt
Organism: Colletotrichum truncatum
Lineage: Eukaryota; Fungi; Ascomycota; Sordariomycetes; Glomerellales; Glomerellaceae
Product: mitochondrial 54S ribosomal protein bL21m
Cellular component (GO): mitochondrial large ribosomal subunit; ribosome
Molecular function (GO): structural constituent of ribosome
Source: RefSeq, a predicted model, not a curated record
AUGAGCCGAUCUCUUCUGCGCUCCGUUCUGGAGCUUCGGACACCCCUUACCCGUCUCCCACCAGCAUUUCUCCUCCCAAUCCAAGCUCGGAGGUUCAACUCCACGGCGCCGAUCGUCGAGUCCCAGGCCGCUAACGCCCAGAAUGCGCCUACCACCGUCGCCCCUUCAGACGCCGCGAAGCCCUCAAUAGCACAAACAGCCGUCGAGACUAAAACGCCGUCUGCGCCUAUCUCUGAACAGGUGCAAGCUGUUCUCCCCUUCCUGGCUGCUCAGCCGAACCACUACAUCACCUUCCACAUCCACGGACGCCCUUACCUCGUGACGCCCGGUGACAGCGUCCGUCUCCCCUUCAAGAUGCCUGGAGUUGUGCCUGGCGACAUUCUCCGUCUUAACCGCGCCUCCGUCAUCGGAAGCAGAGACUACACUCUCAAGGGUGCCCCUUAUAUCGACGAGCGACUAUACGAAUGCCGGGCCGUGGUGACGGGAACUGAGAGCGAGCCCAUGCGGUUUAAGGAAAAGACGAAGCGGAGGAACAGAAAAGUGAAGACGGUCAAGAGCAAACAUCGCUACACAACGCUGGCCAUCAGCGAAUUGAAGAUCAACGGCCCCGAUGAGAUCGAGGUAUAG